AUGGCUGCUCCUUCGCGCAAUUGGUUAUAUGAUGUCUUCCCGAGCUUUCGCGGAGAAGACGUCCGCGUAGCUUUCCUGAGCCACUUUCUCAAGGAGCUUGAUCGGAAACUGAUCUCUGCUUUCAAAGACAACGAGAUCGAGAGAAGCGGAUCGAUUGGUCCCGAGCUCAAAAAUGCAAUCAGGGAUUCGAGGAUCGCUGUGGUCAUAUUCUCCACAAACUACGCUUCUUCAAGCUGGUGCCUUAACGAACUGUUGGAGAUCGUGAACUGCAAGGAAGAGUUUGGUCAAAUGGUGAUUCCGGUUUUCUACGGUUUGGAUCCUACACACGUAAGGAAACAAACCGGUUAUUUUGGAAAGGUCUUUGAAGAGACAUGCCUCCAAAGCACAGAGAAGUGA
This is a messenger RNA of Microthlaspi erraticum, 396 nucleotides long. The record is from the annotation of a GenBank genome assembly. NCBI's taxonomy places the organism in Eukaryota, Viridiplantae, Streptophyta, Magnoliopsida, Brassicales, Brassicaceae.